This is a messenger RNA of Ceutorhynchus assimilis (cabbage seed weevil), 2002 nucleotides long. The record is from the annotation of a GenBank genome assembly. NCBI's taxonomy places the organism in Eukaryota, Metazoa, Arthropoda, Insecta, Coleoptera, Curculionidae.
AUAAUUUAUUUACUAAUUAUUUAAUUUAAAUUAAUUUAUACUGUUUUUGAAUUGCAGGAGUCGGAUUACUGCGUUGCCACAUUGCCUUGUAAUUUCCUUGACAUUUUUGUUGUUUGACACACACGUGGAAAACGUGUUGACAAAAAUUUCUAGGUUUUUUUAGUAGGUAUUUUUUUAAAAACCCAUUAACUAAAAAUUCUAAUAAACAUUGUGAUGGUUUAUAAAAGGAAAUCGUACAGCGCCGGCGACACUAACCUCAACAAGAAAUACAAAACAAAAAGGCGAGUGAAAGAUUUGGAUCAGAUCGAUGAAGAUUUACAAGAAAAAAACGCCCCGAAACUUUUAAACCAAGAAGUCGAUUUUGACAAGCCUGGAAACGCCCAAUUCUACUGUAUUCACUGUGCUAGAUACUUCAUCAACAAUCAAGCAUUGCAGGAGCAUUUCGGCACUAAAGUACACAAAAGACGACUCAAGGCUUUGCAGGACGAGCCUUAUACUGUGGAAGACUCUGAACGAGCAGCUGGGCAAGGCAGCUGGAAACAGCCUGCUAAAAGGAAAAUUGAAACUCAACCUUCAACUGAAAAUCAACCUAAAAAACUGAAAAAUGCUACUUAGAACUGUUAAGCUUUCUAUUAUUCGCCAAUUUUCAUCUGCUCUUUAUAUAACAGGUGAUAAAGCACAUAAACAUUUCGCAGUACUUACUCCAAUAAUAGAUUUUGAUGAACAAUUAAAAAAUAAAAACAUUUUGCUUAAAAACUUGCAAUUGAGACAAUUACCAAUUGAAUUAAAUACAGUUGAGGAGCGUUGGAAUUUUUACAAAGACAUAGACAAUAAAAAAAAUGUAUUGGAACAAACCAGAAUUGAAAUUGGACAAACACUUGCCCAACUAAAUAAACUAGAUAGUAAUGAAUCUGUAAUUAAAGAAAUCCAAAAAUUAAAAUUACACCUAAAACUUGUUAAAGAAGAUUUAAAAAAUGUACGCAAUAUGAGUUACGGUAUUGAAGAAGCAGCUGCUUUACAAGUUUUAAAUUUGCCUAAUAACCUACACCCAAAAACUCCUGAAAAUGACGAAAUAGAAGUUUAUAAGUAUUUGGACAAAAAUGGCACCAAAACUGAAAGCCACUUGGCAAUAGGCAAUGAUUACAUAAAACUUAUAAAUCCAAUGAGUUGCUAUUUAACAUCUCAAGCAGCAUUGUUUGAAUACUCCCUACAAAAUUACUUCAAUGAAGAACUAAUUUUGGCUGACUAUGUUCAGUUUUCUAAUUCAGAUUUUGUUAAAAGCAUUAUUGUUGAAGGCUGUGGCAACAAUAUUCAAAAUUGUUUAACUUUAGAAAACAUUCAUUGUAUCAAAAGUGAUGAUUUGAAUAAGUUGCACUUAGUUGGAGCCAGUUCUUUGUAUUCAUUUAUGGCUUAUUUUACUAAACACUAUGUGCAGAAGUUUCCACUUAAAGCUUUUUGUAUUGGCAGAAAAUAUCAGCAAGUUAAUGAUAAUUUUUUAAGUUUGUUUAAUUUAAAUCAGUCCUCAGAAAUUAGUAUAUUUAUGGCUAGUAUAGAUGAUUCAUUAUUGUUGGAAGAUAUUGUAAAUGAAGUUAGUCAUUUUUAUAAACAAUUAGGUUUUCAUUUUAGAAUAGCAUUAUUGCCUGCGCAUAAGCUGGAAAAUGCUGAAAGCCUUAGAAUUUCCAUACAAAUGUUUUCAAAUAAUUUACUUUGUUAUGUUGAAGUGGGACAUGUUUCAUUUUAUAGGGAUUAUAUUAGUAAGCGAUUGUUGUUUAAUUAUAGUGAGAAUAAGGAGAGGAAGUACCCGAAUGUUAUUGGGGGUAGUUUGAUAAAUAUUCAUAAAGUUAUUGGAUGUGUUUUGGAGAAUAAUAGUUUGCAUAAUGACAAGCCUUUGUUGAAUGAAUUUUUGUGUAAAUACUUGUAAUAAAUAAAGGGUUUUUAUCGUUUUUAUUCAUUGGAAUUAUUGUUUUUUUUUUUUUUUUAAAGAGUAAUCGAGGGGCAAACC